GUUCAUGUCUUCUUGGCGUAGAACAGAGUUCUAGGCGGGAUUUGGCAAUAAUUCAGGUUAGAUUUAUUAUCAUUAACAAUGAUUCCCUACGGUCACUCGUAGAGAAUCCAGAGAAACGAAUAUUUAACGAUGAAUUAUUUGACAUGGCAAAAUCUGCUCUUUCAUGGUACCAAAGACACCUUUAUUUAUAA
Molecule: messenger RNA, 191 nt
Organism: Dentiscutata heterogama
Lineage: Eukaryota; Fungi; Glomeromycota; Glomeromycetes; Diversisporales; Gigasporaceae
Source: the annotation of a GenBank genome assembly